This is a messenger RNA of Archocentrus centrarchus (flier cichlid), 1823 nucleotides long. It is a transcript of the gene shisa3, whose product is annotated as shisa family member 3. The record is from RefSeq and is a predicted model, not a curated record. The coding region runs from base 405 to 1274 and encodes 289 amino acids. The transcript is spliced from 2 exons. Lineage: Eukaryota; Metazoa; Chordata; Actinopteri; Cichliformes; Cichlidae.
GCGAGGUGGGCGCAUAAGUUCCACACAGACUUUAGGAGCGUUACGGGAGAGAUUGGCGCGAAACUCUAAAGCAGGUUGUUCAGCAUCGCUUAACUGACUGUUUAAACCCGCUUGAAUCAGAAUAAAGUUCAGUAAUCAUAUUUUUUAAAGAAAGUUAAAGCCGCCACUCGCGACAAGCCGAAGAGGAUUCAAUUAAGGAUUUUUCUCACUUUGAGCAAAUGCUGCCUGAAAGCGGUUUCAGUGCUGGGAAGAUGACGGUGACAUAACGUUACUUACAUCUUUGGAUCCAGUCGUUUAGAUUCUCUUUUGGUAAAUAAACUCCAAUGAAGAGUCUAUAAACUCGGACUUAUAGGCUCGACGUCCGUGAGCUGAAGCCCCCCCAGGACGCAGGGAUCCGUGUCGGGAUGGUGCGCCUGUUGAACUGCCUGCUGCUGGGAUAUCUGACCUGGAAUCUCCGGAUAUCGGAUGCUCACGGAGAGUACUGCCACGGAUGGCUGGACUCUAAUGGAAAUUAUCACGAGGGUUUCCAGUGUCCGGAGGACUUUGACACCAUGGACGCCACAGUUUGCUGUGGCUCUUGCUCGCUGCGCUACUGCUGCGCGGCCGCGGACGCACGGCUGGACCAGGGCGUCUGCACCAACGACAGGGAGGUGGAUAACACCGAGUUUGCAGCGCAGCCCAUCUAUGUCCCCUUCCUGAUGGUGGGGAGCAUCUUCAUCGCCUUUAUCAUAGUUGGCUCACUGGUGGCCGUCUACUGCUGCACAUGUUUGCGGCCCAAACAGCCAACCCAGCAGCCCAUUCGCUUUUCUCUGCGUAGCUGCCAGGGUGAGACCAUCCCCAUGAUUCUUACCACGGCUCCCCCGAGCCUGCGAGCGCCGUCGCGGCAGUCCAGCACGGCCACCACCAGCUCCAGUUCAGCCGGAGGGGGCAGCUCCAUGCGGAGGUUUUCUUUUGGAGGUCAGGGGCAGCAACAGCAGCAGCAUGGCUGCCUGGUGUCUGCCACCAUCUCAUCAUCAGCCUCCACUCCCACCCAGGCCCCACAGACUCUUCCUCCACCUCCGCCUCCACCUUACACAUCCCCACCAGCACCCAUGACAGGAAGCAUCCAGCACCCACUGCCUUCAUCCCACACCCAGCUGCAGCUCCACCAGCCCUCCAUGUCCUCUCACACAUCUCAGAACACCAGCUUCCUUCUGCCCCAACAAUACUUCUUCCCUCUGCAGCCUGACACCUUUACAGCGGCUAAGGGCUUCGCUGACUUUGGGCAGAGCUGACAGGGCUCUCAGCUGGGGAAAUAAAUGAUUACACAAUUUUUAGUGGGCAGGAAGCGACCUGGCACAGACAGAUCCACGCAACAUGGAUGAGGGCCGGCCAAAUGACCGCAGAGUGAGCUGUUGGAGGACAAGGCACAAAGUGUGAGAGCUGCCGUGGUCGACCAGCGUGGCCUGAGGCACUUCCCUAUCUGUGGCACAAGACAGAUCAGCAGACCUGACACCAUUUGUAAAGUUUAUGCACUUUUACUCUGGGAACAGAUCUCUAUGGGUUCUGUUUGUUGAUGUUUCAAGAUGGAAGUCGAGACUGAAAACUUAUCAGCGACCUCCCUGAAAAACAGAUGUUGCUGUCACUCAGACUCUGCUAAGCACUGUUACAUUAGCAGAGGUGUAAUAGACAUGGGAAAGCAGCUAAUUCCUUUUUUUGACAAUCGGAAGGACUUCUGAAUGAGAGACAUUUUAUUUUGUGUUAUAAGAGAAGUUAUACAGCUAUUCUACCCAGGUCAAGGUUGUCAUAUUGAUUCCAGCAAAUAAAUGUCUCAUAAUAACGUC